Molecule: messenger RNA, 867 nt
Organism: Aspergillus oryzae RIB40
Lineage: Eukaryota; Fungi; Ascomycota; Eurotiomycetes; Eurotiales; Aspergillaceae
Product: N-acyl homoserine lactonase family protein
Exons: 4
Coding region: 1-867 (288 amino acids)
Source: RefSeq, a predicted model, not a curated record
AUGAAUUCUAGGCAACUGGCCAAAGCGGCCAUCCCCGCCUAUACCUGUCCGGAGGGAACAAAAAUGCAUCUUCUGGAUUUAGGGUCACUCAGCUGUGAGGAGGGAUGGCUGUUCACGGCAGGGGGCUCGGCCACUGCCAGCAAUCCCCAACGGCCCCGGAAAUGGCGAGACUUGAUGGUUCUUGCGGGUCUCAUUGAUCAUCCGGAAAUGGGGCUGAUUCUGUUCGAGACGGGAUGUGCGGAAGAUAUUGAGAUUAAAUGGAAUCCUGCAAAUGCCGACGUCUUCCCUCGCACACGUUAUGAGCCCGAACACCGUCUUCCAGCUGCCAUCAAAGCAGCCGGGUACGAUAUUAAAGACGUCAAAGCAGUAAUCAUGGGACAUUUACAUCUCGACCACGCAGGCGGUCUGGAACACUUUCUCAACACUGAUGUUCCGAUUUACGUACACGAGGAAGAGUUCAAGCAUGCAUGCUGGGGAGCAGGGACGAAGGCAGAAGAAGGUUCCUACCUGCCGGACUAUCUCCCUCUAGACGGAUCCCUGAACUGGCAAACCUUCAACGACUCGCAAUUAGAUCUGUGCACGGGAAUAACUCUGCAUCUCUGCCCGGGGCAUACGCCAGGCCUGUGUAUCAUGCAGGUCAACUUACCCCAGGAUGGAACAUUCAUCUGGACCACGGAUCAAUUCCAUGUGCGGGAGAACUACGAGAAGAAUCAUGCGCAGGGGUGGCUGCUACGUGAUCACAAGAGCUGGAUGGAUAGUACGAAUUUUAUUCGGCGGUUGCAGAGGCUAUACUCAGCUACUCUUAUCUUUGGUCAUGAUCUUGAAGUCGGGACCGCGUUGAUUCAGCAGAAGCCAUUUUACCAGUGA